CCAUGACCCUCCCUCCUUACCUCCUCUGCCCUCUCCCACAUGUUCCUUUCUCCUCUUCCUCUGUGUCUGCUCUACUUGUGGAAGAAACGGGACAACUCUGGGCCAUGAGGCUGGCCGCGCCCCUGGUUUUCCUGGCUCUCAUUCGGGUUGCUGUGCAGCUAUUGGACACCAGUCAAUUUUUAAUAUAUAAUGAAGAUCACAAGCGCUGUGUGGAAGCAUUAAGUCCCAGUGCAGUCCAAACUGCAGCUUGCAAUCAAGAUAAUGAAGCCCAGAAAUUCCGAUGGGUCUCUGAAUUCCAGAUUAUGAGUGUUAAAUUUAAAUUGUGCUUGGGAGUGCCGUCAAAAAGCGAUUGGGUUGCUGUCACGCUAUAUGCCUGUGACUCAAAGAGUGAAUUUCAGAAAUGGGAGUGCAAAAAUGACACACUUUUGGGAAUCAAGGGAGAAGAUUUAUUUUUUAACUAUGGCAAUAAACAAGAAAAGAAUAUCAUGCUUUACAAGGGGUCGGGUUUGUGGAGCAGAUGGAAGAUCUAUGGAACCACAGAUGAUUUAUGCUCCAGAGGUUAUGAAGCCAUGUAUACAUUGCUGGGUAAUGCAAACGGAGCAACCUGUGCAUUUCCAUUCAAGUUUGAAAAUAAAUGGUAUGCAGAUUGCACGAGUGCUGGGAGAUCAGAUGGCUGGCUUUGGUGUGGAACCACUACAGAUUAUGACACGGAUAAACUAUUUGGAUUUUGUCCAUUGAAAUUUGAGGGCAGUGAAAGCUUAUGGAAUAAAGACCCAUUGACAAGCAUUUCCUACCAGAUAAACUCCAAAUCUGCUUUAACUUGGCACCAGGCGAGGAAGAGCUGCCAGCAACAGAACGCCGACCUCUUGAGCAUCACAGAGAUACAUGAGCAAACAUACCUGACAGGAUUAACCAAUUCCUUGACUUCUGGACUCUGGAUUGGACUUAACAGUCUGAGUUUCAACACUGGAUGGCAGUGGAGUAGUGGCAGUCCAUUCCGAUAUUUGAACUGGUUACCAGGAAGUCCAUCAGUGGAACCUGGAAAAAGCUGUGUGUCACUAAAUCCCGGGAAAAGCGCUAAAUGGGAAAAUCUGGAAUGUGUUCAGAAACUUGGCUAUAUUUGUAAAAAGGGCAACACAACUUUGAAUUCUUUCAUUUUUCCCUCAGAAAGUGAUGUGCCCACUAGUUGUCCAAGUCAGUGGUUGUCCUAUGCAGGUCAUUGUUACAAAAUUCACAAAGAGGAGAAGAAAAUCCAAAGAGAUGCUUUGAUGGCAUGUAGGAAGGAAGGUGGCGAUCUAGCCAGUAUACACAGCAUCGAGGAAUUUGACUUCAUUUUCUCCCAGCUGGGCUAUGAGCCAAAUGAUGAGCUAUGGAUUGGUUUAAAUGACAUCAAGAUUCAGAUGUACUUUGAAUGGAGUGAUGGGACUCCUGUGACAUUUACCAAAUGGCUUCGUGGAGAACCAAGUCAUGAAAACAACAGGCAGGAAGAUUGUGCUGUGAUGAAAGGCAAGGAUGGAUUCUGGGCAGAUCGGGCCUGUGAGAGACCUCUUGGCUACAUAUGUAAGAUGAAAUCACAAACCCAAGCACCAGGAACAGUGGUGGUCGACUUAGGCUGCCAGAAGGGCUGGAAAAGACAUAGAGUCUACUGCUAUAUGAUUGGACACACACUUUCAACAUUUACAGAAGCAAACCAAACUUGUGCAAAUGAGAAGGCUUACCUAACAACUGUUGAAGACAAAUAUGAACAAGCCUUUCUUACUAGUUGGGUUGGAUUGAGGCCUGAAAGAUAUUUUUGGACAGGACUUUCAGAUGUGCGAAACAAAGGUACCUUUCAGUGGACUAUUGAGGAAGAGGUUCACUUCACUCACUGGAAUUCAGAAAUGCCAGGACGAAAAGCAGGGUGUGUUGCCAUGAGAACUGGCACUGCAGGAGGUCUGUGGGAUGUUUUGAAAUGUGAGGAAAAGGCAAAAUUUGUGUGCAAACAGUGGGCAGAAGGAGCAACUCGCCCUCCAGUGCCCACAACAACUCCAGAACCCAAAUGUCCAGAGGAAUGGGGCAGCAGCAGUAAAACAAGUUUGUGUUUCAAGGUGUAUGGAAAAGGAAAACAGAAGAAAACGUGGUUUGAAUCUCGUGAUUUCUGUAGAGCUCUGGGUGGUGAUCUUGCUAGUAUCAAUAAUAAAGAGGAACAGCAAGCAAUAUGGCGGCUAAUAACGGCUAGUGCAAAUUACCAUGAAGUGUUUUGGCUGGGGCUGACAUAUGGGAAUCCUUCAGAAGGCUUUACAUGGAGUGAUGGUUCUCCUGUUUCAUAUGAAAAAUGGUCUUAUGGAGAACCUAAUAAUCAUGAAAAUAUUGAAUUCUGUGGCGAAUUGAAAGGUGACCCUGGUAUGUUCUGGAAUGAUAUUAACUGUGAACAUCUUAACUACUGGAUUUGCCAGAUUCCAAAAGGACAAACACCAAAACCUGAGCCAACACCACCUCCUUUUGACAAUCCAUCAGUCACUGAAGAUGGCUGGGUUAUUUACAAAGACUACCAAUAUUAUUUUAGCAAAGAGAGGAAAGCCAUGGAAGAUGCACGAGCAUUUUGCAAGAAGAAUUUUGGUGACCUUGUUUCUAUUCAAAGUGAAAGUGAAAGGAAGUUUCUAUGGAAAUAUGGAAACAGGAAUGGUGGACAGCCGGCAUAUUUUAUUGGUUUAUUGAUCAGCUUGGAUAAAAAGUUUAUGUGGAUGGAUGGAGACAAAGUGGAUUAUGUGUCAUGGGCUCCAGGUGAACCCAAUUUUGCAAACGAUGAUGAAAACUGUGUAACCAUGUAUUCACAUUCAGGGUUUUGGAAUGACAUUAAUUGUGGUUACCCUAAUGCCUUCAUUUGCCAGCGGCAUAAUAGCAGCAUCAAUGCCACGGUUAUUCCUACAACCACUCCGAGCUCAGGAGGUUGUAAGGAAGGCUGGAGUCUUUUUAAUAACAAGUGUUUCAAGAUCUUUGGAUUUGUAGAAGAAGAAAGAAAUAAUUGGCAAGAGGCACGAAAAGCUUGCAUAGGAUUUGGAGGAAAUCUGGCAUCCAUACUCAAUAAAAAAGAGCAAGCAUUUCUCACCUAUCACAUGAAGGGCUCUACUUUUAACGUCUGGAACGGACUGAAUGAUGUCAAUUCCGAGCGCACGUUCUUGUGGACAGAUGGGCGAGGAGUUAGCUACACCAACUGGGCAAAUGGGUUCCCAGCUGGAAGGAGGAGCAGUCUUUCUUAUGAAGAGGCUGACUGUGUUGUUAUUAUUGGAGGGAAAUCAAGGGAAGUAGGGAAAUGGAUGGAUGACAAGUGUGACAACAAGCGAGGCUAUGUAUGCCAGAUGCUUCCUGAUUCUUCAUUGACUAAUCCUCCAACAACAGCUUCGACAGAUGGCUUUAUUAAAUAUGGUGAAAGUAGCUACUCACUCAUAAAGUUAAAGUUACCAUGGCUUAAAGCACAGGAUUACUGCAAAUUUCACAGUUCCUUUAUGGCUAGCAUUCUAGAUCCCUAUAGUAACGCAUUUGCAUGGAUGCAGACACAAUCACUUAAUGAACCUGUGUGGAUUGCCCUGAACAGUAACUUGACCAAUAAUGAAUAUGUUUGGACUGAUAAAUGGAGGAUGAGGUACAGUAAUUGGGCUGCUAAUGAGCCCAAACUGAAGUCUGCAUGUGUUUAUUUGGGUAAUGAUGGCUACUGGAAGACAGCACAUUGCAAUGAAAGUUUUUAUUUUCUCUGCAAAAGAUCAGAUGAAAUCCCUGCCACUGAACCUCCACAGCUGCCUGGGAGAUGCCCAGAGUCAGAGCACACAGCCUGGAUUCCUUUCCAUGGUCACUGCUACUAUAUUGAGUCUUCAUAUACAAGAAACUGGGGCCAGGCAUCUCUGGAAUGUCUUCGAAUGGGUUCUUCUUUGGCUUCCAUUGAAAAUGCUGCUGAAUCAAGUUUUCUGUCCUAUCGAAUUGAGCCACUUCAAAGCAAAACCAAUUUUUGGAUAGGAUUGUACAGAAAUGUUGAAGGAAUGUGGCUCUGGAUAAACAACAAUCCAGUUUCUUUUGUCAACUGGAACACAGGGGAUCCCUCUGGUGAACGAAAUGAUUGUGUAGCUUUAGUUGCAGCUACUGGGUUUUGGAAAAACAUUCACUGCUCAUCCUACAAAGGAUAUAUUUGUAAAAGACCCAAAAUUGUUGAUGCUGAACCUACUCACACUUUAGUUACAACAAAAGCUGACUCAAGGAAGAUGAGUCCUCCCAAGCCAUCUUCUAGCACGCCAGGUGUCGUGGUCUUUGUGAUCUUCCUGAUUUUAGCUGGUGCUGGCUUCGCUGCUUACUACUUUUAUAAGAAAAGACGUGUACCCUUACCUCCAGAAGGCACUUUUGAAAACACUCUCUAUUUUAACAGUAGAUUGAGUCCAGGAACUAGUGACACAAAAGAUCUUGUGGGCAACAUUGAACAGAAUGAGCAUGCAGUCAUCUAAUAUCAACAUGUGAUGUAGAUAUAUUUGAGCUUCCUAAAAUAGUAGCUCAAAUAUUAGGGUCUUUCAUUCAAUGUGAUUGUUUCCUUUAGAAUUAGUACUGUGUUGUGCUGGUCUGUCAUUUUUUCUUUGUCUAAUUGAAAAAAAAAAUUAGAAAAUACCAUUUUCUAGCUUGGCAAGAGAUUUUUCACAAAAGAGGGAUAGGAAUAUUGACUACCACUUUAAAAAAUAUCUCAUGUAAAUACACAACACAGCAAUGUCAACAUUUGAACAUCAUUGGUGUGUAGCUGCUAGUAACUGCAUGCAGAGCAAAGAACCUCAGAAGCAUCCACCCUCCAUUUUCUGAAAUAGGUGAAGGAGUUCACAAAGAAAUUUUGCCUAUUGAAUUGUAAUUCAGUCAUAGAAGAUGAUUUAAAAAUCAAGUAUCAAUAACCUCAUGUGGCAUAAAAAUUUAGUCCCUUUUUUUUUUCUUUUACCUAUAUAGAUUUUCACUCCAGGUAUCACCAUUGUAUUUGUACAUGUGCAGAAUGAAUACUGUAGCUGAAAAUCUUGUUUUUCCCCAAACAGGGUGUUCCAGGUUGAGUAUUGCAAAUGUGUUCUUUGUCCUGUUACUUGUAUAUCAGGAAUGCAAAGAUGUGAAAUAAAAAUGUAAAUUUGCAUAACUGGAUGUACUGAGAUAAUGUGAAAUACACCUCAAACACAUCUGUUUUUAGCAGAUUUGUAUUUUGGUCAUCCUGGCAAGUGUAAAUUUUCUUUUAAAUGAGAUUUAUUUAUCUAUUUACUUUAUACUUAACCAUUUUCUUAAAGCAAACCAUAUUAUUGAUAGAGGAAUUCUUUAAAUUAAACCCUUUAUUUCUUUGAAAAAAGAUAAUAAUGCUAAAACACUAUGUGUAAAAGGUGUUUCAUAACAACUUGCAAAUUUCCCCCAUAACCAUCUCUCAACCCAGAAUUCAAUAAUCAAAGGCACUAUUAUUGGGAAUUAUUUUGUCAUUUCUUUGUGCUUAAGAAUUUUGUCUGAGAUAAAGCUUCAUGUUCACUGUGAAAUACUUUGGCGGUUUCAUACCUCACACAGGUACCACACUGCCAGCUCAUCCUUGCCUUUCUCAAGGCAUUGCUGAAUGGCAGGCCUUUUUUACCUGAGUUCAUUGGCAAAACUCCAUGGAUGGUGUGAAAGGGUCUGUGAAGGCUCCCAAAUUGUAUGUAAAACGUGGUCUCCAUAGGUAAUUGUACCUCUUUCUUUCUGGAAGAAAAUAGCUAAAUUAAAAAAAAAUCCAUAAUUCAAUAAAACAGCAGCGUAUUGGGUAAAAGUAGGAUAGAGUUCCUAAUAUCCCAACUUAGAUAGGUAACAGGUAGAAACAGGAAGUGGAGAUAGGGAAUUGUAGAAAAAGGCUGUUGAGCACAAACAACUUCUCACAUCUCAAACAAUAGAAAACAAAAUGCUUUUCAUUUUCCUGGUAAGAAAAUAUGUUUCAUUUGAAGAAGUUCCAAUGACAACAAUGGCUGCAGCAUAAAGCAACAUGUAGUUAAUCCCUUACUAUGUCUGUGUGUGUGUGUAUGUGUUUGUGUGUGUACUCAAGAAUCAACAAAUACUAGGGACAUGGAAUAAGGUGAGAAACAUGAAUGAGUGUGGUUUACAAAUUCUUUACACAAGUCACUUUCAUUCUUAUUGAGAACUGUGUUUUCUAGAAAAUCUUCAAACAGCGUAUAUCUAAGACAUCCAUGUCUUAUCUCUUCAAGAAACAGUGUAUUCGGCGGAAUGCUGAGUAGUAUAUUUCACUUUCAUAUUAUCUCCUUAAACAUGUAAGUCAUCUGUAUCUGCAGAUCUAUCCAAAUCCAAAACUGAAAUA
Talpa occidentalis (Iberian mole) is the source of this 6313-nucleotide messenger RNA. RefSeq names its product mannose receptor C-type 1 (gene MRC1). The transcript has 31 exons. The record is from RefSeq and is a predicted model, not a curated record. NCBI's taxonomy places the organism in Eukaryota, Metazoa, Chordata, Mammalia, Eulipotyphla, Talpidae. Bases 3 to 4469 code for a protein of 1488 amino acids. Gene Ontology annotation, molecular function: signaling receptor activity.